AUGUCGCGCUUGGUUCGUUACUGCCGUGGCCUCCCGCGAUUCCCAAACCCUCCUCCAGUGAAACCCCAACUUCUAGCUCUCAAUCUUUCAACCACCUCUUCCACUGCGGAGAAUGUAACUCCGGCUGAUCGACUGGCGGGGCCGCCUCCAAUUCGAGUUGAUCUCACAGAGUCAGCCGGCCGAGGCGUGUUCGCCAGUCGGAGGAUCGGCGCCGGAGAGCUCAUCCACACGGCCAAGCCUGUCCUGUGUCACCCCUCCCUCUCUUCUAUUAGUGCUGCCUGCUAUUUUUGUUUAAAAAAGGUCAUUUCUGAAGGCCAAUCCCCUACGUUCUGUAGUCGGAAGUGCGAGGACAGCGCGAAGGUGUUUUAUGAUGUCGAGAAGAAAGCUGAUUGGUCGGAGUUUGAUGCUUAUUGCCGGUCCCAAGGUCUGAAGUAUCCACAGAUGGUGAAGCGGUUAGCUUGUCAGGUUAUAUCAGGAGCUGCAUCUGCUGAACUUCUUGACAUACUUCAACCUGCUUCCGUUUCGGCAGAGAUGGCCUUGAUGAUGGAGGAGGGAUAUGGUUCAUUGAGGAGGGCCCUUUCUGCAGCAAACAUUCCAGAUGGAAAGACCACAUUUCUAUCCAGAGAGUGGUAUUAUGGGGUGCUGGCACGUAUUCGCAUCAAUGCAUUCCGCAUCGAGUUAGCUCUUAGUUCAUAUGAAGAUCUUCUCUCAUCUGCUGCUGCGUGUGUAGAAGCUGAAGCUGCUGUGGGGAAUGCUGUUUAUAUGCUUCCCUCCUUCUACAACCAUGACUGUGAUCCAAAUGCACACAUUGUAUGGAUAGAGAACGCAGAUGCGAAAUUGAAGGCCCUUCGUGAUAUCGAGGCAGAUGAAGAGUUAAGAAUCUGCUACAUAGAUGCGAGUUUGGAUCAUGAUGCUCGGCAGACUGUGUUGCUCCAAGGUUUCGGUUUUAAGUGCAAUUGCCCUCGAUGUCUGUCCGGGGAUUAA
Messenger RNA from Linum trigynum, 984 nucleotides. The record is from the annotation of a GenBank genome assembly. Lineage: Eukaryota; Viridiplantae; Streptophyta; Magnoliopsida; Malpighiales; Linaceae.